Plasmopara halstedii is the source of this 186-nucleotide messenger RNA. RefSeq lists its product as uncharacterized. Bases 1 to 186 code for a protein of 61 amino acids. The record is from RefSeq and is a predicted model, not a curated record. Lineage: Eukaryota; Oomycota; Peronosporomycetes; Peronosporales; Peronosporaceae. The transcript is spliced from 3 exons.
AUGUCUCUUGAAAAUAAAGAGGCAUGGAUAUUGUUUUGUUUUACCCUAUUUCCAUGUGCCGAAUGUGCAGGCAUAGAAGCACGUGGAAGCGCCCAAAGCACAAGUAGUAUUACAGUAUCUGCACCAUUUUUACAUGAACACUACAAAACUUUAACGACGGUAGAUGAUGACGAAAACUUUUUGUAA